This is a messenger RNA of Hypanus sabinus (Atlantic stingray), 2777 nucleotides long. RefSeq names its product centrosomal protein of 63 kDa-like. Bases 258 to 2051 code for a protein of 597 amino acids. Gene Ontology annotation, biological process: de novo centriole assembly involved in multi-ciliated epithelial cell differentiation; centriole replication. The record is from RefSeq and is a predicted model, not a curated record. Gene Ontology annotation, cellular component: centriole. The transcript has 13 exons. Lineage: Eukaryota; Metazoa; Chordata; Chondrichthyes; Myliobatiformes; Dasyatidae.
UGAAUGCAACAGAGUUAGUCAGUUUUUCAAUGUUCGUCGUCAGCCAGGUCAAUCAGUCCAUGAACUUCCUGUCGGUUGCCUCCGUACGCUCCAGUAUUUUGUUUUUUUUUACUUUUAAGUUCUCCUGCGCGAAAGCCAACAGCUGUCUGUCGCUUUAAGUUUUUCUACUCUGAAACUGAACAAACACACACUUUCACGGCGAGAUUCGACAACAAACAUGUCACUUGUUUUCGUUGACUCUAUGAAGCUGAGAGAAAAUGGAGGCUUUACUAGAAGCAGUGCAAAACCUUGGCCAAGAAGGCAAUAUCCUCACCACCUGUGAAGUUGAAUUGCAAGAACUGAUGAAGCAGAUUGAUAUCAUGAUGGCCUAUAAAAAAUCAGAAUGGGAAUCACAGCUCCAGUCAGUGGAAACUAGGCUGAAGGUCCGUGAACAGGAGCUUAGUGCCAUUCGAUUACUGCUUGACCAAAAGCAAACAGAGGUGGAUCUGUUACAAGAGCAGUUACAGGACAGUGAAAAAAAUCAACAUGAUAUGGUGGUGCAGUAUGAAUCACAGCUCAACAUAUUUCAGGGAGAGAUUGAGAAACUGAAGAAAAGCUAUCAGAAGUUGCAGAGAUGGCAUUUCAGGGAAGUGAGGGAAGACAUGAAGGACAGACAAGACAGGAAAGCGAGCCUGUCUGAACUCAACAGGCUGAACAAGAAGGUUGAGAAAUCAAUGGAGGAAAAUGAAGAACAGAACAAAAAACCACAGGGAGAAGAAGACCACGUCAUUCAGAGUAAAAAUCCCCAACAGAAACAACUGUAUAAGGAAUUGACCAAAUGUAAUGAAUUGCUGCAGUCCACAGAGCAGGCUGCCAGCAGGUUGUCAGAAAGCUUGAAGCAGCAGUAUAAUAAUGCACCUCCCAGCCAAACUGAACUUCAAGAGGUCCCACUCUAUGCAAGCCUUCAAGCUGAGAAGAAUCUCAUGGAUGAAAUUAUAGUCCUUCAGCAUAGUUUAGAUUCUGCAAAUCAGGAAAUUUUCAGAAAACAGGAGGAGCUGAAGCAGAUGAAAGAAGAGUAUAAUAAAUGCAAUUCAGACGUGAAAAAGCUGAGAGACCAGUUGGAUUUGGUGGAGCAGCAACAUUAUUCUGAGUUGAAAGGAAUGAAGUUGGAGAUUUCACAGCUGACCACAGAACUGCACCAGCGUGAUGUAGCUAUUGCAGAAAUGAGUGUAGCCACCUCCAACGUGGAUCGCCAGCUUCAGAGUGAACUUGAGAAAGCUGACAGAAAAGCUACAGAAAUCAAGCUCACACAGAUGCAAUUCAAGACCUUGAAAUUAGAAAAUCAACGCUUGGCAGGAAUCUUAAAAGGAGAUGAGCAGAAUUGUUCACUCAUGGACCUUCGGGAUGGCUACUUUUCAUCUCUGAGGCAAUUGGAACAGGAAAAUCAACAGCUCCAGAAAGAACUAGCUGACGUUAGAAACAAACUGGAAGUGUCAGUCAAAGUGUCUCAGGAGAGAUAUGAAAUGCUUCUGCUGCAGAUACAGAAAAAGCUGAUAGACAUCAGAGAGACUGAAGACAGGAGAGUGGAAGAGCUCCAGCUUGAACAUGAGGAGGAGUUGCAACAGCUUCAGAUGCAACUCAGGGAGAUGACUACAAAUGCCAAAGAUUACAAGCUGCCUAAACAGAGUCAACAUCCACUGUCCAAGCCUGACUGCAGUAAUUUAACAGAAGGUCAAGGCCAAGCUGGUGAGAUUGACCAUUGCAAUGUUCAUCAAUGGAACUCAUGUGUUGUUUCGCCAUCUGACUCUCUGCAUGGGAUCACAUCUUGCACAUUGUCUGAAGAUGAGAAUGAAGUGGAUUUUCCUGACAGUGUGUCAGUGCAGUCUCUCUGUUCACUUCAUGGUGACCAACAUCUGCCUCCGAGCCUAGCAGUUGAAUCUUCUAAUACGUCAAUAGCAGCCAAGUUUAUUGAGGCUGAGGAUAUACGGUCACAGCAACUCUUAAAACAACUGGACAUGCAUAUUGAGGAACUGAAAAUUGAAAGCGAAAGAACUGUUGAUAAAUACAAAUGAUCUACAGUUGGAAGGGCAGCUCAUGGGCUUACUUUGGUGGAAAUUCUACUGUGCGAGAAUCAGUAAUUUGAAGCUAUUGUAUAGGUUGUUGAGUCUCAGUGAUUGACCUGUAUGGUUCCUUGAAAGGCAUCUCAUGUAUAUUAAGUAUGAGUUUGCCAUCUUGUCUAUCUUCUGAGUUCUUUGUUUGCGAUACUGUGGCUUUUUGUUCUCCCUUAAGUUAUACUGGAAAGGCAAGACAGUGUUGAUAGUGUACUGCUGAAGUUGUGCCCCUAUAUCCAUCAAAGAAUCUGUCCUUUUAUAGAUAAGGUAACUAAGCCAAGGAUUUAAUAUUGGAACUGCUAAGCUGCAAGUUUUACUUGUAUGACCACAACACUGAGCAUUUGCUGACAUUGGUGCUGUGCUAAUUGUGUUCAUCAGAUUAUCCAACAUGCAAGAAAUACACACUGAAUGUCUUGAGUUUAAAAUAACGGUGCAUUUUAUUUUGUAUAUUGAUGUGAACUGAUGAGUGAAAAUAGAUUUCCAACCUCUAAUAACAUUCUUCAAUGCAAACAGAGUUGAGAAACAUUGUCUUUAGAUUAUUUUAUCCAUAGCCUACCUUGUGCUGCAAGUAUUUGAUGGAAAAUUGUAAGUACUGAAAAUACAAAUUUAUGAAGCUGGUUUUUGAGCUGAAGCUUCCAUCAAUAAUGUCUUUAUUUAACAUAGAUUUAUCAAUAAAUUUUAUAUAGA